This is a messenger RNA of Tetrahymena thermophila SB210, 2166 nucleotides long. RefSeq names its product phosphatidylinositol 3- and 4-kinase family protein. The transcript has 3 exons. NCBI's taxonomy places the organism in Eukaryota, Ciliophora, Oligohymenophorea, Hymenostomatida, Tetrahymenidae. The record is from RefSeq and is a predicted model, not a curated record. Gene Ontology annotation, molecular function: protein binding.
AUGUUUUAUACAGCUACCGAUUCUCAUAGCAAAAAUAAGCAAACUCCUAAAAAGAAACAUGUAAACAUAAAAGAUUAGUACACUGAAGAGCUUAUAGUUCGUAUACCUGUUCAUCAAUGUAUGUCAAUAAGCACAAUCAAGUAGAAAAUUUAGUAAAAAAUUGGAGGUGUUAAUGGCGGUAUUGGAAAAAUAAGACUCAGAUACAAGUAGUAGCUUCUCCAAAACAACAAUGCAAGCAUAGCAGAUUACAAUAUCAAAAAUGAGUCAACCCUCUACUACUCUCCAGUAUAAUCUAUAGAUAAUUUUGGAAUGAUUCAUCCAUACUUCUUUGAUAAUAGAAUGAAUAAGUCGAUUAACUCCACUUUAGCAGAAAUAAAAAAGGCGCUAAAUUGCAAAAUUAUUCCAAAAUUAACAGAAUCAGGAAUUUCCGGAAGUUAUUUUCUUGAAAAUGUAGAUAGGAAUAAUGUAGCUAUUUUUAAACCUUUAGAUGAAGAGCCUUAUGCACCUAAUAAUCCCAAAGGCUAUGUAGGAAAAUUAGGAUAGAGAGGAAUUAGAUCUGGUAUACGAAGUGGAGAGCAAGGUUACAGAGAAGUUGUUGCAUAUAUACUGGAUCCAGAAGGAUUUCAUGGAGUGCCUGCAACAACAUUUGUAGAGUUUUAUCAUCCCUCUUUCAAAUAUAACUAAAGCUAGCUAACUAAUUAAUAGAAAGAAGAUCAUAACAUAAAAAGACCAUCUUUCAUAGAUGUUGAUAAAGCCAAUUUUUAACAAAUUUUAAGUGAUUUUAAUUAAGACCAAAUUAAGAGAGGGUCUCUCUAAGUAUUUGUCAAGAAUACAGAAGAAUGUGGAAACUAUGGAAAUUCAAUAUUUUCAAUUGAUGAAGUUCACAAAAUUGCUAUUUUAGAUAUAAGAAUCCUAAAUUGUGAUAGAAACGAUCAAAACAUUCUUGUGAAGAAGAAGAAAAAAAAGAAAGUGAAUAUCAAUCCAUAGGAGUUAAAAAAGCUUCCUAAUUAUAAAGCUUAGCUACUAGAAUAUGACUUUUAACUGAUUCCUAUUGAUCAUGGGUUAUCUCUUUCAGAUUCAUUUGAUAUUUGUCAAGAUGACUUAAAUUGGAUGUGGUGGGAAUAGUCAGAGUAACAGUUUUCUGAGAAAUCUCUUUAAUACAUUGAAUAGAUACAAAUUGAAUAAGAUUUAAAAAUAUUAUAAAAUUAAUUUAAUCUUCGAGAAGAGUGCUUGAAGUGUUUCCGUAUAGCUAACAUAGUUCUGAAAAAAGGUGCCUAAUCUGGAUUAACUAUAAAAGAAAUAGGAAAUAUUUUAUAUCGAGAGGAUAGCGAAAUAGAGUCAACAGUUGAAAAAUUAAUUUAAGAUGCACAGCAUUAUGCAAAUAUAUGCAUAAAUGGAGGAAACUCUGAUUUGAUUAAGAAAAAAAUUCAAAAAGAUAUGGCAAAAAAUAAUUUAAAACGUUAGGCAGAUAUGACUAGCAUAAAAGAAUAAUAUAACAUGGAAGAAAGUGUAGAAACUUCCAAAUUUAAAAUAAAGCUUGAAUCUACCCCUAUAAAAAAUGGAGAAGAUUCCCCUUAAAGAUCACCUGUAAAAAAUGGAAACGGAAAAGAGUGUUUUGAUGAUAUAUUUAUAAAUUAACCUACUAUCUUAUAGAAAGUUGAAUCUUGUGUAAGUAAUAUUGAUAACGUUGAUGAUAGUUACUACCUUAGCCCGAUUAAUUCAUUAAAAGCUGAAAAAAAUAUGUCAUAAAAUAAAGUUCACAUAGUUAAAUUAAAAAGAUCUUUUUCUCUGCCUGACCUUUAAUCUGCAAAAAUAAAAAAUCAAAACGGUGAGCAAUUAGAUCAGUCGGAACCUGAUAAUUCAGGUAAAAGCGAUAAAAAGUAAGUAAAUGUUAAAUUUAGUGAUUAAAACGAGCAUGGUUCUGCUUUAAAAAUUGGUAUUUAGAGCGAAAAUCUAUCUAAAGUAGGAUUUUUAGGUAAAAAAGCUGAUGCUGCUAAGUUAAAAAAAUAAAAUGAGGAUAUAUUUUUUUACUAUUUUGAAAAUGUACUCAAUAUGCACAUUGAAAAGAUUAUUCAAGAAAAAUUAAAUCCUAACAAAGGUAGAAAAAGGGGACGUUUAAGUUCAGAAGAAUAUACAAAAUAAACUCUACUACAAUAUAAAAAAUGA